AGAGCCUACUUUGAAUGUAACCAGCCAGUCCGCGCUCGCGCCCCGCCGCGGUUGCAUGACAGUUCCUAAUUCAAAUUACGCGAUUCAAACGUUUGAAAAAGUUCGAUGUUUUGUUUUUAAAACUUCAACAGUGUUUGUAAAUAAUAUGAGUGCAGUGUUGUGACAAUCGAAAGGAGGUUUUUCUGUGUUGAGGAUUGAAAGUACAUGCUGAGUGGGGGCUGCGAUGGCGGCCGACGAUUGCCGCCAGCUGCGCCUGCUGCUGUGGAAGGACUACCUCAUACGGAAACGGAAACUGAUCACGCUCGGCGGCGUCGUGUGGGCCACAUUAGUAGUUUUAAGUUUGUACAUUGUUAGAGCCAACAUCGACAAUCAAGACUUUCCGACAUGCCAGUUCCCGGCGCGCGCGCUGCCCAGCGCCGGCAUGCUGACGUUCCUGCAGUCCUUCAUCUGCAGCGUCGGCAACCAGUGUUCACCCAUGGAGGAGUACCAGGAGAUACCGCUCUAUGAGAACUCCAGACUGACCCAGCUCCAGCGCCAUUUCUCCCCUCUGCUCCGGAACUCCUCCAUCCUGGCCACCGCGGCCGCCGUGCCCGACGCGCUGCGCCUGCUGGGGACGGUCACCGUGGCCAUAGACGAGCCCCGGUUCUUGGAUAUUGUCCGAAUUGGAAACUCCCCCCUACCCCCUCUCCUCCGGAACUCCUCCAUCCUGGCCACCGCGGCCGCCGUGCCCGACGCGCUGCACCUGCUGGGGACGGUCACCGUGGCCAUAGACGAGCCCCGGUUCUUGGAUAUUCAUAUUGUUACAGAUAACGGUUUGAGAGUGAAGGAUUUAUUCGUGGACCCGGCGCGAGUGAGGCGCGACACGCUGCUGACCAUAUUCAACCUGUCUGAGGAAGACGCUGAUAGUAUAAUGCAGGCGGAAAUUAGCUUCCAAGGUAUAUUCAAAGGAAGUUUGAACAGAUGCGACCCGGCCUCGCUCUCCAGAGUGCUGCUGGUGGCGCCAUCUGUCACGGAACUAAUGUCCAACAAACUGUGCCCGUUGAAUAGCAAGGAGUUGCAGGACAUCCUUGUGGGGUUGUUGUUGGAAGUGGACUAUAGCAAGUAUAUUAAAAUGAUAGGCCAAAUGUACUCCAAGCUGAACGGCGACACCCGUAUCCUGGAGCUGGCAGACACAUUGACAGCGGCCCUGCGCCUCACGCAGCUCGACAGCUUCGUGCCGCCAGAGGUCGCCGCUCUCUUCGCGGGGCAGGCCGGGGGACAGUUCAGAUAUUACAACUUGACUAUCUUUUCGCACCUCUUUGUUUUUAUUAAAUUUUCCAGUAUAUCAAAACUGCUAGACCGUUUUGAGCCAAUAUUCAAAGACACUGAAGCUUUCCGUUCAGUCCGAAGCUUAUCCGACGCAGGCAUCUCCGGAGCCCAGUGGUUAUACAAGAUAUUCUCCCGACAAACGAAUAACAACUCUGUGGAAGAGGCCACAGGGUUGGUUAUACAACAACUCGAUGGGAACAUAAAGUUGGACGGUGUGGAGAGAUUGUCCAGUGUGUUUAAGAAGGCGGUUGAUGCCUUUGGGAAUGGAUUGGAGAGCAGCGUUUCUUUAGAAGAAGUUUUUCAAGCGCUCCCAAAAGUAGCCAACUUCGUUCUCCGGUGGUUGUCCAAGGAAAUGAAACACACCAUCCUGUUCUACUCCACCUUGCUAACGAAGCUCAUAGAGGGCGCUCAUAAGGUGAUCCUAAACAACAUGUCAGUGGAACAAAUAGCGUACAACGUGAGCGCGCGGCACCCGGCCGGCGUGAGGGCGCUAGUGCUGCUGCCGCCGCGGCUGCUGGCCAAGGCUUUUGAUGGGCUGGCUGAUGCUGAUCGGACUUUGAUCCUAUCCUCCAAGCUCAACGCUCCCGGCUCCAUGUUCUGCGACGCGGGCCGCCUGCAGCGUUUCUUCCAGAGCACUAAAGAGGAGGCGGCCUCGGCGCGGGACGCCCUCUGCGUCGACCCGUGGAGGGAUUAUGUAGUCGACUUGAUACAGUCGCUGGGGAUACUGGAUGUUAAGGUCAAUAUAAACUCAAUGGCGUCCCUCUUAAUCCAAGAGACGCUCGGCAAAGACACGACAGACCAGCUCUACCCCAUAGACAAGAUGUUCCAGGAGUCCUACUCCCUGAUCCAGGACAUUCAGAACCUAGGCACCAAACCCAAGAGUUCUUUAGACUGGAACAAGGUGCUGGGAGUGGCAGAGGAUUCGGAGUUUAUGAAGAUUGUUAGGAAGAGACUUAGCCACGGGUCGCAGGUUUUAAUAACAGUCCACGGCUCCCUAGCAAAAGAAGUGAUCAAACAAAACACGAUCCUCGACAUCAAGAUCACCCCGAUCCUGCUGUCUCUCUCCCGCCUCGUGGCCGCGUUUAACUCGGAGCUGGCAGCCGCUGACAGGCAGAUGCUGACAGGGUUUAAGACAGCGUACCCAGCCGUUGUGGAGGCUUUGUUGAAGACGUUCUUGGAUGAGAAGAAGACCUACAGAUUCCUAUCAACCCACGCGCCGACAAUGUUCUGCAACGGCACUCAAACCGCCGCUGCCUACAUCGAGGUGCCUCCAGUGGGGGCCGAGGACCUGGUGACAGCACUGUGUGGCAUGACAAGACAGAUCGAGCGAGGGUUGAGGACAGACAGCUUUGUGGGGAAGGCUCUGAAAGCUCUACAAUCGACGCCCCAAAGUGCCUUCGGCGAGGUCCCCUGGACAGCCCUCAUCAACGGGCUCCGAGACCUCUACACCACCCUGAACACAGACUACACCUACAUCUUCCAUUUCGCUACGUUCAACAUGGAUGACGGCACACAGAGUAGAGUGAAGGAGUUGUUGGAAGAGACGAAGGAGUUUUGGUUUGGGAGAGGUCGGUUGGCGAAGAGUUUGCAGUUGAGCAUCAACGUGUUAUUCCGGGUGCUGGAUGUCAUAGACCGGGAUAUCUUCAACCUCACCAACGAGAUCUGGCUCAAAAUCAAAUACACCUUCAACUCAGCCCGCGGACUACUGGUCAUUACUGAUGAAGUAUUCAAGAUGAUUACUGCUCUAACAACCCAAGACUCGUCCUACGCUCCCGGCCUCCCUGCCUCCACCGCCGCGGCGCUGACCAUGGUGCUGCCGAACCUACCCAGGCUGGUGGUGGACGCAGUGGAUCUGGUGGUCAGGGGGGAUACUGAUGUGACAGCAAUCAUCAGCACCCUGACCGCCACGCCCCCCUGGCCGUGCACCUCGCUCGCCCCCGCGCUGGGGGUGUCGGCGGGGGCGCGGGGGGCGCUGCGGGGGGCGGAGGCCGUGCUGUGCGGGGACCAGGCGUUCUUAGAUGAGUGGAGCGGGUAUGAACCGGCUCAGCUGUUGAAGAGGAUUACUAAUCUAGAAAAGGCAAACACAACGAAAUACCCACCACACGUGUUCCUCACAUUCUCCUCAAACUUCGAUGCACUGAUAGAAGACGCUGACAACUUGAGGGUGGUAUUGGAAACUGUGUUCAAAGACAACAGCACUAGUGUCGAGAACCCAACGAUCAUGACCGCCUGGAGUUAUGCCGUACAAGUGUUCAAUCGAAGCGAUCGGGAUGUUAUAUUCAGAAACUUCUUCACCAAACUCGACACAGUGCUCAACGCGGUCAACACCACCACUACUGACGUCCGAGACUCUUCACCCCUGAACAUCCUGUGGGAAGACCUGCUGAAGUGCGGGUUCACCCAGCCACAGUGUCGUGGUCUAGCUAGAGCUGUCUGGCAGAGAACUGUGGAGUUUGUUUCGGUCUUUGUGGAGAGUGUUGCUGUGGAUCUGAGGACUUACUUUGAGGAGAUUAAUGAGCCAGACGCGAACAUAAUCCAACUCCUCGGCUUCACGCGCGGCACGGGGCUCUAUGUACUCUAUGAGAAGAUGGCGGACUUCGCAGCCGUAUUGUUACACUCCUACUGGGACUACGGGUUCAUGAAUCAGGUCCGCCGCGCCUCCAAAACCCAGUUCUGGGACUGCGACUCUCUCGUGGACUCUCUCGUCAUCCCCCCUGACAGCGCCGUGUCAGCCGCUGACCUGCGCCGGGUCAGGCCCUACGUGUGUCCGUCGCUGCUGUACUGGGUGUCUCUGCCGAGGGGGGAGAAUAGGCUGCUGGAUGUCGUGUCUAAGCCGCAAUACUACUUCUACACAAUGCAAGCCAAAAACCUGACAAGUAGAUACGAAGGCGCUUUCAACGAAUACCUCACACUCACUGAACUUCUGAAGGACAUAUCCAACCAGAACAAAACUAAACUCAUCACCAAAGAAGAUAUCAACAUCAAAUCUAUUGAAAACAAAGUUAUCACAUUCGUUGAUUCAGUUUUAAACUAUAAGAUUAACGAAACUGAUCCAUCGUAUCGCCUCUUCAACGAAGUAAACAAAAAACAUUUCCUUACUUCGAUAUAUUUGACCAGAGUUGUCACAAUCAUACACAAAAUCCAAUCUGCUUUAGAGAAAAUCAAAGUAGCAGAUAUAACUACAGACAAACCAGAGGAUGAGGUUAAAAAAAUCGAUGCAGCACUUCAAAUUAUUCAGAAGAAAUUCAAAAGGCGUCCAGCCGAAGCUAUUGGGCUACAUUUCGAUGUACUAACAGAUGUUAUAUGGAAUACAGAUGAUAAUUAUACAAUAACAGCUGCCAUACGGAACAUGUGCAAAGAUUUGGCUGUAAAGUCUUCAGUUAAUAUUAUUUUAGCUGACGGAAAACGGUUCAUAGCGCAAAUAUGUUCGAAGCCUUAUGAAACGAUUUAUGAAGCUAUUGAAGAAGAUAUAGUUGAUGAUAUAGAGGCGGCGAAACAGACGUUACUAGACCUGGUGGAAAUGUUGAAGAAGGAAGAUGAAGAAGUAGAAGAUAUCUUUGAGUUCUUCAAUAAAAGAGAAGCCGUGGUGACCUCGCUAAAGCUUUCCAUCAAGUACUCAGACGACCUCAACUUACCCAUCUACCUGAAAUACCUACAAAACAACCUGCAACAUUACAACGUGGUACUAAGCUUCCUGUCGGGCGGCGAUUGGUGGAGCGACCUGAGGCAGUUGUACAACACUUCCUAUGCUGACGUAUUCUUUGAUGUCGUGGAACAUAGCCCGGAGAUAGCCAGGGAUGUGUUGACGCAUUUGGAUCAGAUUCAUUUGGUCCGCCUGCUCCGCGCCAUCAACUCGACGGACGCGCUCUGCCUCGACACCCCCCUCUCCUGGCUGGGGGCGGGGGCCGCGGGGGCUGCGGGGGGGCGGCUAGAGGCGCUGCAGACACAGCUGUGCGCGGGGGACGCGGCUAGACACGUGCCCGUGCUGCGGAUUGUGUCCCAGGGCUACGACAACAGCCUAACCAUAUCGCGCGAAAUCAACUACGACUCAAUCUACGCCGACAUCAACACGACAGAGUCCAACCUGCAGCUCAUCCGCACCGGCCCCUCCCCCCCCACCACCCCCGCCUGGGUCACGGAGGACAGUGUCCUGAUGCUGAGGAGCACUGCGAAGAACCUGUUCACGAAGGAGAGUCUGACGAAGCUGUCGUUUGGCGUGCUGGGGAACCUGGUGGACGCGUCGACGCUGUUUUUGAAUAAUAGCCAAUGCAAGCUCUGCUCCAAGCUGACCACGUGGUUCAAACAGCUGAACCUGCAGCUGUUCAAGAAGCAGGACUACGACUCACUCAUGUGUCACGUGGAGGAGAUGAGUCUCGAGGAGGUGUAUCAUACGCUGAAGAACGACUUCCAUUGGGACAUGGCUUUGAAGGAGUUGAUCUCCACUCGCAACUACACAACCCAAGAGCUCAACAAGGCCGUCACAGACCUGCUGGAACAGCUCAAGCUACACGUGCUGGAUGACGUCACGGCUUCCACCACCAAGCUGCAGGGCUGCCUGGCUGGCAAUCUGACUGCUAACGAGUUUAGUAACGCUACUCUAUUCGUGUCAGUCCUCUCACACACAAUCAAAUUGAUCCGCGCCCAGCUGCCACACAUACGAGAGAUCAGCGGAAUGACGGAAGAACCAUUCCUGCAGCAAUUGCACUCAGGCGUGGCACACAACUUGCACGUUAUACAACCCUUGAAGGAGGUCGUGGAAAACAGUAAGCAGUGGAAGGCAAAUGUGAAAAGUGUAAUUAAAGAUUUGGAGCUUGUGAAUGAGAUUGGGGAGUCGCAAGUGGAUUUGUUAGAACUGCAAAAGAUGCCACAAGCAAUAGAUCGUUGGAUGUUAUUGCAAACAAGAAGCUGGGAAAAUAUAUGUAAUGAGUACAACUGUACUCAAUUGAGUCAUUGCUUUAAUGGCAGCAUUGAUAUGGACUCGUUGAAUAAAAAGCUGCCAGCCCUCCAAUCAGAACAGUUCUGGCGGUUCUCCUUCAUAUCUCCGAUGCUACAUCAUACAUCUCGCUUACUCUCCCACAUCUCUCGCUUGCUCGGGGUGGCGAGCUUCGUGGAUGUACCCGGGGUUAUGGAAGGAGAGUUUACUGCGCUUAUAGAUACAGUGCUGCAGAUUUUGCAGGAGGAUGUGUUGGGCGUUAUAUUGUACAGUCUGGAAGGUUUCUGCUUAGAAGUGCACCCGGUGCUGAGUGGGACUCCUUUAGACUUCGACCUGGCGGCCGUGCUGCGCGGGCUGCAGAUCAUACGGGAAUACCGGACGUAUGUCGUGGAGAAUAUGGACCUGAAGUUGCCUAUAUCCCAGCUAUUCCCCGACCCUGACCGCCUGGAGUCAGCUCUGAACCGCGCCGGCGUCAACAACACCAACUUCUGGGCACUCGCGGCGCCCAUGAUACAGGGGGGGUAUAUUGAUUUGAUGCCGCUGCUAAACUCCAAAGACAAGCCGUUCAAGAUAUCCCGCUACAUCUGUUCCCCGGACGCCAUGUCUCAAGUGCUGCUCUUCGGAGACAGGCCGGGCGACGCGGCGGGCGCUCAGGACGCGGUGGUAGACCAGCUGUGCGGUGGCACUAGGCCCGAGCUGCUGCCUACGUUGUUGUACCAUUUGAACUAUACUUAUGUGGUGCAGGAGAUAUCCAAGCUCCUCCUCUCGCAAGUCUACUCGGCCUCCAACUUAACCCAAGAAGAGGGCGCCACUGUGCUGGCCCAGUACCGGGACAUGAUGGCUCUGAUCCCCGUGGUCCAGGAGAAUGUGGGCGAGUUGUCCGGGGUAUUGGGAAAGGAGCCAGUUUUCGCCGCGCUGAGGAAUUUUGAAUCCGUUGGAGGGCUGCUGUCUUCGUCCGACUUCCUGUCAAGCGCCGGCAACAUGCUCUGUGGGACGCCCUUCGCCAGCAACGAGAACCGCUUCUACAAAGCCGUGGUGCAGACCCGGGACUACUCCACGGAGCCCGACCCAGAGCAACUGGAGGUGUUGCCCACCGACUUCUGCCGCUCGCUCUACACGGACAUCCUGUCUAUGAACGGCGGCAAGAUCGUGUGGAGCUUCGUGAAGCCGCUGCUGAUGGGACGCAUCCUGUAUACUCCUGCCAGCCCGGCCGUCUAUAAGAUUGUGGAGAAGGCCAACUCAACCUUCGCGCUAAUGUCCAACCUAACCUCCAUGGUGCACAAGUUCUCCUCUUCCUUCCCGUCGAUCCGCCUGCUGUCGCAGCACGGGGCCGCGCUGGAGGGGCUCCGGGCGCUGGCGACAACCGUGCUAGGGGAGCAGGAGGUGGGCGGUGUGGAUGUGAAGGGGCUGUUUGAUGAGAUUGGCGAUUUGGAGGGUCUCGGCAGUCUCCUCCGGAGGGCGUCCGACCUGCUGCGCUGUCUCAGCCUGGACCGCUUCCACCCCGUGCGGGACGAGGACCAGCUGGCGCGGGACGCCGCCAACCUCACCAGGGUUAAUGAGUUUGCUGCUGGCCUCGUGUUCACGAACAUCGAGGAGCGUGGUGAUAACCCCUUCCGCGUGGAGUACAAGAUACGCAUGGACAUAGAGAGUGUGCCCUCCACCUCGCGACUGAAGAACCAAUUCUGGACGCCCGGCCCUCAAGCCAACUUCCUAGAAGACAUGCGUUACUUCCGCGGCUUCGUUCAAAUACAAGACCUGGUCGACACGGCCAUCAUCCAGCUCGCGUCCAACCGCAGUAGCAGACCGAGGAGACAGGCGGGGGAGGAGGGGGGCGAGGGGGAGCGGCACGGGGUGUAUACGCAGCAGAUCCCGUAUCCGUGUUAUAGGAGGGACUUUUUCCAGUCGUCUCUGUACGAGUCUCAAGCUCUGAUCGUGGUGUUCUUCUUCGCGCUGCUGUUCUCCGUCUCCUCCGCCAUCCGGUUCAUCGUGGCAGAGAAGGAAUCUGGGAAUACUAUGCUGAUGUCCGUCAUGGGCGUGAACCUCACCAACCACACUCUCUCGUGGUUCCUGUCAAGCCUGGCGGAGCUGUGGGCGGCGGCGCUGUGCGUGGCGCUGGUGCUGGCGCUGGGCGGGGUGGCGCCGCGCACGCCGCCCGCCCUGCUGCUGCUGCUGGUGAUGACACACGCUGUAGCUACGCUCGCCUUCUGCUACCUGGUCUCCAAGCUAUUCAACUCGGCGAGCCUGGCGGCGGUGUGCGGCGGGCUCGGCUACAUGGUCACCUUCAUGCCCUUCGUCAUCAUACUGUCAUUGGAAGCCGUGCUCAGUGACGUCAGCAAGAUUAUUACGAGUCUAUCAAUGUCUUCAGCCUUCUGCUACAGCCUACUUCACGUGGCUCGCUACGAGGCGGUGGGCACGGGGGCUCGCUGGGCCGACAUAUGGAAGUCCCCUGAUGGAGAGGACAAUAUGACGAUAGCCUCCAUGGUGGUCAUGAUGCUGGUGGACGCGGGAUUGUAUGUGCUGGUUGGCUGGCUGGUGGAUCGGUUCUUUGGCCCGAAAACCCUGCAAAGCAACAUAACGAAAUGCACAACCACAGACGAGAAGGCCGGAGUCAGUAUCGUGAACAUCAGCAAGAGCUACGGCUCGCGGCUCGCGCUAGACAAUGUCAGUGUGGAGCUGCAACGUGGUCAGGUCACUGCGUUGCUGGGUCACAAUGGUGCUGGGAAGACUACCCUCAUAAAAAUAAUAACGGGCAUGCUGAAGCCCACAAAGGGCCACGUAGUAAUCCGUUCCCUGGCAGCGGAGAGCGGCAGCACACAGCUCGGCGUGUGUCCGCAGACGGACGUGCUGUUUGACAACUUGAAUGCGGAGGAGCAUUUGACUUUGUACGCGCAGUUACAUAGCGGGUUGAGUAGUGAGGAGGUUAGGGGGGAGGUUGAGAGCAUGCUAUCAAUCCUGUCGUUCAAGAAGCUGUCGCACAAGCCGGCGUGGGCGCUCUCCGGCGGGCUGCGGCGGCGGCUGUGCGUGGCGCUCGCCUUCAUAGCCAAGCCCCCGCUCGUCAUCCUCGACGAGCCUAGUGCCGGAGUAGACCCCCCGCAUCGACGAGACAUCUGGGACCUGAUAGUAAAGUUAAAAGAGGACCGCACGGUGCUGCUGACCACACACCACCUGGACGAGGCCGAGUUGUUAAGUGAUCAGGUUGUCAUCAUGCACAAGGGCCAAAUCCACACAGUGGGCUCACCGCUCGAAAUCAAGCGAAGCAUGGGCAACGGCUACACUCUAUCUGUCAUCUACCCCACGGUGCCUGAAGACUCCUGGCCCGAAGACGGCAUGGAGGGCCACGCCAAGGCUCUGUUCUCUGCCGUGAAGGAAGUGGUUAAGAAUGCUCAGCUGGUGGAUAUGAGUGAUAAGGAGGUGGAGAUUAAUUUGCCGUUCUUUGACGUUGACGGGCUUAAUAAUGAUUUCCUAGCCCUAUCCCUGGCCCUGGAGUCCCGUCAACCCUCGCUGGGCUUCUCCCGCUUCACGCUGGACUGCAGCAGCCUCGAGCAGGUGCUGUUCAACAUCUGCAGCCGCGCGGGGGGCGAGGGGGGCGAGGGGGGCGAGGGGAGAGGGGAGGGGAGGUACGGGACCGUGUCGUCCAGUGGGAGUGAUGACACCCCUACCCAAACGGCGUCUACAUCCAGCAUCAAGAACGACAAGGUUCCAUUAGUGCCCAACGAGGGGGCGCUGAGGGGCACACACUACGAACAGUUCAAGGCUCUGUUGUAUAAGAGAUUCAUACAUUACACUAGGAAUAGAUGGCUGCUCUUCCUUCUGCUAGUGCUGCCAUCUCUCUUCGUUACCAUCGCGAUGGCCUUCUCCAUGAUCCGCCCGCCCGCCGACCACGAGGUGGCGCUGAGACUCAGCCCCGACCUCUACCAGGGCUCCACGCAGUUUGUCGUGCCGGAGCCUACAAUAUACUCUUCAGACAUCGACCCGAGCUACGCGGAGAGAGUCAUGAAGAUCAUAGAGGACAGCAAGAUGACCCACCACUGGACUGAAACGGACACCCCGCAAUGCACAUGUACGGACGUGCGACAGGAGUGCACAUAUAGCGAGCCCCCGGGCGCGCCGCCCGCCAUGGUGGUGCUACCCAAUGUGACCACGGCUAAUGAGUGGCUGGUCGCUACCCAAGAGCAGUAUAUACAGAAGAGAUACGCGGGCUACUCCGCCGCACUGACCAACAACCAGACAGUCUUCACGGCGUGGUACAACAACAAGGGAGCUCACGCGCUGCCGGCGGCGCUGAGCGGGGUCAGCGGGGCGCGGAUGCGGGGGGCGGGGGGCGCGGGGGCCGCCAUAGAGACCUCCUCGCACCCGCUGCAGAUCUCGCAAGAGCAGCUCAGCCGGUCCACUCUUCUCCAACACGUGGCUGACGCCGGCAUAGCUGGCAUGUUACUCCUCGCCUACUCCCUGAUCCCGGCCGGGGCUGCCAUAUACCUGGUGCGGGAGAGGACCCGGCGCGAGCAGCGGCUGCAGCUGCUGUGUGGGACCAGCCCCGCCGUGUACUGGGCCAGCGCCGCGCUGUGGGACCAGCUGAUAAUAGUGCUAAACAUCUGCAUCACCGCCUGUGUGUUGCUGUUGUUCGGCUUCCCAGUGUUCGUGUGGCGCGACAACCUCGCCGCCAUCUGUCUACUACUCUUCAUGUUUGGUCUCGCCUGCAACGCUCUGAUCCACGUGUCGCAGCGUCUGUUCUCGGACGCGAGCCUGGCCAACAUGGUGCUGUUCUGCGGGAACGCCUUCCUCGGCCUCAGCGGGCUCGCCAUACUGCUCAUACUGGAUAUUAUAUCUGAGUCUGAGGCCACGGACAACGCGCGCUGGACGCUGCACAAGAUAUUCCUGCUGUCCCCUCAGUUUGCCCUCGGGGACGCGCUCGUCGAGAUCGCCAAGAACACCAUACAGGCCACCGUGCUGGCCCGAUUCGGCAUGGACACAUACGCGAGUCCCCUGUGGGACCCCCUCCUGUCCUACCACUUCACGGCGCUCGCGUUACUCACGAUAGUACUCACUGCGUUCAACUUAGCACUGGAGUACGAUUGCUUUGAGGGGAUUAUUAGUCGUUUCCGCCCCCCCUACUCGCCCCCCACUGGCCCGCUGUCGGCGGCGGCGGCGGCGGAGCGCAGUCGUGUGGCGCGAUUAAACGUGGCUCGGCCGAGCGGCGUCAGGACUAUACAGAAUAUUAAUGCUGGAUUCGAACCCGACGAGAAGCUAUCGAAACCACCUUCAUCAGCCGGCGACGACGUGGCGUACUGCGUGGGCCUAGCGCGGGUAUAUAACGCGGACGACAGGCCCGCGCUGGCGGAUCUUACACUCGGCAUACCGAAGGGACAGUGCACAGCCCUCCUAGGAGAGAACGGCGCAGGCAAAUCAACAACCUUCUCCCUGCUGACCGGGGAGAUACGCGCCUCGGCCGGGCAGGUCUACCUCCACGGCCGCCCCGUGACACCCAGGGACCUCUGCUCCGGAGUUAUCAGCUACUGUCCUCAGAGCGACGCUCUGGACCCGUUACUGACCGUCUAUCAGACGUUGCGGUUUUACUGCAAGCUGCGAGGCAUCACCAAUGAGAGAGAGGUGAUCCCGCGCACAGUAGACAUGUUCUCACUAUCCAAGUACACACACGCUCUGGCCGGCGUGCUCAGCGGAGGCAACAAGAGGAAGCUGAGCGCCGCCGUCGCCUUCAUGGGCCGCGCGCCGCUCGUGCUGCUCGACGAGCCCACCAGCGGCAUGGACCCCGGCUCCCGAGCCCUCAUCACGCGGGUGAUACGGCUCUCUUCCUCGUGGGGCCGCAGCGUGCUACUCAGUACACAUGCGCUGCAAGACGCGGGCCGUGUCGCCGCGCGCGCCGCCGUGCUGCGCCGGGGGCGGCUGGAGGCGCUGUUGGAUGUCGCUACUGAGUUAAACGCCGGCUACGUAGUAACGAUGCGGUCCCGCGACGUGGCCGCCGCGGGGCGCGCGCUCCGGGACCGGAUCCCCCGCGCGAGGGUCGACGGCAGUCGGGUUCAUCUACCCGCUACUAGCACGGUGGACGGCAAAGAAGUUCCCUCUCGUCUGUCGGACGUGCUGCUGGCGCUGGCGCAGCUGCAGGCGGCCGGCCUCGUGGACGACUACACGCUCAACCAGACGCAGCUUGAGGAGACGUUCCUAAACUUCACCGACCGCAAAGACCGAGCCACGGAACACGCGGACCCUUCCCCGCUCAUGAUGAGGAGAAACAGCGAGGAGCUGAGCAGCGUCACCUCACUAUGAGAACUAUUUAACUAAAUACAACGCCAAAAACGAACUUUAUAAAGCCUUAGUAGGUAUAAAAAAAUAUAUUGUUCGGAGAAAUAGAAAGUUAAGGUCCUGUUUCACUAUGUCUUUACAAGAUAUGCUGUCACUGUCUAAAAUAUAAUGCAGAGGGUGACAGCAUGUCUUUUAUCCCACAGUUAGCCAUUAUCCAGACAGUGUUAAACAGGCCCAAAGGCUGCAUUUCCACCAGAGAUGCUAGUAAAACGGAAUACAAUCAUGCAUCAUCUAGUGGAUGACAUCUACUAUCUUCUGGAAGAAAUGCAGUCUCAGAAACACGUAAAAAAUUGUCCUCUGGUGCUAGCUAUAAAUGGCGAAUAAAUGCCAUUUCUACUUACGAAAAUAGUUAUUACAUACUCGUUGAUAAUUAAAAGAAACAUUUUGUGCGUUUUUAGAUUUUUGAUUCACUUUUAAACUUGCCAUGAUGCGGCCAUGACUUAAACUGAUAGAAUAUAUAAUUACAGGUUUUAAAAUAACUAUGUAUUAUUUUAUGUACUUACUUAGAGAUAAGAUAGGUGUUCCAAUUCACCGGAAUUAAAACAGAGUGAAUCUCCUUCGUUACCGUUUUAUAUACUGUAAUGUAAACAAAGCUCAAGGUUUUACUAGAACAACCUUAAGUAAUAUAAUUACCGUUCGUGACAUAUUUAUGUCUUCCACUUUAUUUUAAUGAAAGAUACCAGUAGAUGAAUAAAGUAUUAGUAAAUUAUAUUCUUUCAUCAUCUUUAACUAUAAUAUGAUGAAGUGUGUAUAUCAAAUGAACAGGUACUUAAUUAUAGUGCAAUUUUUACGAUAUUUAAGAACGAAUACUAUUAGGUUUUUCAUACAGGAUGCUUUUAGUAGUCUUGUUAUGAAAUAUUGACAUUUUAGUUUUAAUAUUUUAGAACGGAUUUUAGAGCUCCACUAACUAUAUGUGGUCUGUGAUAUUACUAUUGAUAUUUUAAUGUUUUAGGUUAAGUUUGAAUAAAAUACUAAGAAUGGUUUAUGGAA
Messenger RNA from Plutella xylostella (diamondback moth), 13549 nucleotides. NCBI's taxonomy places the organism in Eukaryota, Metazoa, Arthropoda, Insecta, Lepidoptera, Plutellidae. The record is from RefSeq and is a predicted model, not a curated record.